Molecule: messenger RNA, 965 nt
Organism: Aplosporella prunicola CBS 121167
Lineage: Eukaryota; Fungi; Ascomycota; Dothideomycetes; Botryosphaeriales; Aplosporellaceae
Exons: 1
Coding region: 1-789 (262 amino acids)
Source: RefSeq, a predicted model, not a curated record
AUGUCUGUCCCCAUCCGCGACUUGACCCGCUUUGAACGUAAGACCUUACUCCAAGGUCCUCAGGCUUGCGUCAUACUCAACAUGGCCGAUGGCACUCCACCGCUCGUUAUACCCGUCCCUCGCGCAGCUCUCGAAGCCUUUUCGACGGUUGCCUCCAAGCAACUUGCUGACGGAAACACUGCCAGCGUCAUCCUUCAACCAGGCGCCGCAGCCCCAGGUGCUCUUCGCAUCCUUCUCGAAUGGAUACAGCGUACUUGUGAUGCUCGCGACUACAUGCCGCUUCCAAAAAAGGCCGCGCUCAGCCACAAUGUCAUGAUGUACCAUGCGGCGCUGGCUCUCGGCAUGACCGAAGUUAAGAUCACCAUUGGAGGCUAUCUGAACGUCCUUGUCGAAGACUUUUGCAAUCAACCACUGCGUUGGAACGACGUCUACCAAAUGCUCACCAUUCUCCCGCAGACUUCGAUGAUCAUUCAGCGUCUGGUUGAGAAUCUUGCUCACGCUCGCCGUAUGGGCUUGCUUCCGUUGGAGUACAAGCAGAAUCUCGAGACUUUCGCAAAGACUUGUCCGGAACUUCACAAGCAGCUCGACAAGCAUGAUCAGCGCAUGUCAAACAAUCAAACCUUGCUUCGCCCUAUCGGUAAUGGCCCGAACUCAAACACUCGCAACUGGGUUUCUCGUAAGAACAAUACGGAGCGCAGGGGUGGACACACUAGGCGUCGUGAGUUUGCCGAUGCCAGCGAGCAUCUCUUGUCUGAUGCAGAUGUCGAUCGCAUCAUGGGACGUGGUUGAUUUGGCGAGUAUGUUGGUUGGUAUCAGACAUUGGGAUUACUUGCUGACACUUUAGAGUGAUUGGUCUCACCUGAAUGGAUUAGGUUUGAUCUGCACAGAAGCGGUUACUUUGAUGAUACUCGGCAAUGAAGGAUAUGGUUCAUAAUCCUCUGAAGUAGUAUCAAUCAACUUCUUAC